This is a messenger RNA of Rhizopus microsporus ATCC 52813, 990 nucleotides long. RefSeq lists its product as uncharacterized. The transcript is spliced from 3 exons. The record is from RefSeq and is a predicted model, not a curated record. Lineage: Eukaryota; Fungi; Mucoromycota; Mucoromycetes; Mucorales; Rhizopodaceae. The coding region runs from base 439 to 906 and encodes 155 amino acids.
CUUUGUUUAAACAUUUAUCAAAACAUUUGACAGAAUGGUAAACAAAGCCUUUGAAAUCACUUAAGUAUAAACUAUCACAGGCUUCGCUAAUUCUAGUCAUUAGUGAUUCAUUUUUCAGAAAUUUAUUUCGCUUAACUUUACUUUUGACAACGGACUAGAACUGCUCAAUCGGAUUUAGUUCAGGAAAGCACUAGGGAAUAUAUGCGUAUCGAUAUCCUAGGGAGCGAAUAUACCUUCCUAUAUCAGUUGGACUAUGAAUAGAAGUAUUAUCCAUGAUGAGGUAAUAUCACUUCAUUUCUGGAUACUUGUCCAUUUCAUCAAGAAUAGGCCUUCACACCAUGGCUGAUACGGUUGCUUUUACUUUGAAACGCUUUAAAUUUCACUUAGAACUUUACAACCGAUACCAGAUAACAUAGCGAUGCUAUUGAUUCCGAAUGUAUGGACGAAAACGUAUCUUACCUUGAUUUGCCCAACUCUUUUAAAGUGAAAUCAGAAGACGUCGACUUUGGAUGCGGGAACUGGAGAAGAAGAAAAAAGCUGGAAAGAGAUAAAAAGAAAACCGCUGAGGGCCAAACUGUACAGAGCAUCGAAAAUAACUUAUCAAAAUUCAGUAUACAUCACGCUGUUAGUAUUGAAGAAAUACAAGAAGUCCUUUCACAGCAGUACGCGGCUUAUGACAUUCUUAGAACAUUUUAUUACUCCAGCAAAAGAAUUAAAGAAGAAAGGACGAAGCAGAUUCAACAAAAAAGGUUUAAAUUAAGGCUCUGUACUUCAGAACGACAAUUCAUAGUUGAUCAAAAUGAUCAACAAUCGAAAACAAAGCCAGUAAUGCUCAUAGGUGAUAAAGGGACAGGCGUUGGUUCAAGAAUAAAGGGCUUUCUUAGAUAUGGUGGAAAAGGAAAGUAAAGGAUUCGGGAAAAGUACGCAAACGUGUGCAUAAUUGAUGAACACAUGACCUCACAAACCUGCCUGUAUUGCUUUUCAAAGCUC